AGUCGAGCUGCGUUCAGUUUUACUGUCAUUCCCGGCCCCGUCGACACCGUUCAAAAUGAUCUCAGGUAGGGCCCUCCACUAUGUUGUGCGCGUUCCCGAUCGGAAGAAGACUAUCCAGUUUUACAGGGAUAUCUUGGGCAUGAAGGUUCUUCGUCACGAGGAAUUUAGAGAAGGAUGCGCAGCUGCGUGCAAUGGUGGCUACGACAACAGAUGGAGUAAGACGAUGGUUGGGUAUGGUCCAGAGGACACCCACUUUGUUGUGGAACUAACAUACAACUAUAUGGUGAGGGAUUACAAGCUUGGAAAUGACCUUGUUGGUAUCACCAUAAGAUCAAGUGAAGCUUUGAAGCGAGCAAGAGAGGCAAAGUGGCCUAUGGUUGAGGAGAAUGGGAAAUAUAUUCUCCAGGCACCUAUUGGAUACAAAAUGGUGAUUGUUGAUGAACCACAACCUUCAGAUAAGGAGUCAGGGUUGAGACAGUCAUGGGCUUUUGACCCUGUUGAAAAAAUAUCUCUUGCAGUGUCAAAUCUGGAAAAAUCAGUCAAUUAUUGGCAUGGUUUGUUGAAAAUGAAAAUAUUGAAGAAGUCUGAUAAGGCUGUUGAGCUGUCUUAUGGUGAAGGACAGACUGUUUUAGAACUCUCUGACAUUGGUGCACCAAUUGUCCGUGAGACUGCUGGAGGAAGAAUUGCAUUUGCUGUGCCUUAUGAACAACAACCAGAAAUAGACUCAAUCAUCAAGAAGGCAAAUGAAAAAAUUUUGACACCCCUUAUUUCACUUGACACUCCUGGGAAAGCAACUGUCAGAGUCAUAAUUUUAGCUGAUCCUGAUGGCCAUGAAAUUUGCUUUGUGGAUGAGGAAGGUUUCCGCCCGCUCUCUGCUGUAGAUCCUGAAGGAAACGACCUAAUUGAAAAAUAUAUCCGCUUGGAUAAAUCCGACCAGUUUGUGGGAACCACGUAAUAUAAACAUCAACAACAAUGAAGACCAAAUUUUAAUGAGCCCUGCAACAACUGCUAUUGUCACAAGCUUGGAAUCACAAAAUUCGGCCGGCCUUGAUAAAUGACCAAUGUACAUAACUUGUCAGUAUUAAUAAUAAUACAUAUUUCUAGAAACAA
Messenger RNA from Frankliniella occidentalis (western flower thrips), 1110 nucleotides. Its product is annotated as glyoxalase domain-containing protein 4. The record is from RefSeq and is a predicted model, not a curated record. Lineage: Eukaryota; Metazoa; Arthropoda; Insecta; Thysanoptera; Thripidae. The coding region runs from base 56 to 955 and encodes 299 amino acids. The transcript is spliced from 8 exons.